Pipistrellus kuhlii (Kuhl's pipistrelle) is the source of this 4124-nucleotide messenger RNA. RefSeq lists its product as uncharacterized. The transcript has 2 exons. The coding region runs from base 174 to 1100 and encodes 308 amino acids. NCBI's taxonomy places the organism in Eukaryota, Metazoa, Chordata, Mammalia, Chiroptera, Vespertilionidae. The record is from RefSeq and is a predicted model, not a curated record.
CUCUCUCUCUCUCUCUUCUCCCCCCCUCUCCCUCUCUCCCUGCCCCCCCUCGGUCUCCUCCCUAGCUCUGCCCCUCCCUCGCUCUUUCUCUUCCUCCCUCCUACCUCCCUCCCUCCCUCCUCUCUCCCUGCUGCAUUUUGCAUGAGCUAUCUAGGUCAUUAGCAUUUUAGCGUAUGCAAGACUUGACAAAGCUGAUGAGGGGCCAGAUGGGCCUCGCUCUUAUGGGUUUUUUUUUCUCCUCCUCUUCUUCUUCUUCUUCUUCUUCUUCUUCUUCUUCCUUCUUCUUCUUCUCUCUCUCUCUCUCUCUCUCUCUCUCUCUCUCUCUCUCUCUCUCUCUCUCUCCUCUCUCCUUUCUCUCUUUCCCCUCCAUCACUUGGGACCUGAGAGAGGACUGCAGCAGGCGAGUUCCGGAAGGCUGGCUCCCCGGAUCCCUGCCGCGGACCACGGCGGCUCCCUCAGCCGCACGCCCGGCCCGGCUGUGCCAGGACUCGGCCGGCGAGGAAAAAAAAAAAAAAAGGCCUGGACCCGAAAGGAUGGGGGAGAACAAAGAGCCUCUGGAAGACGUCGCCGUUAUCUCAUUGUCUGUGCGAUUGGGGGAGCUGCGCCGGAGAGGAUGCUGUGGUCCUUUCCUCCCGGCGCUCCCCGCCCCCACCCACCCCUCUCCCCCGCUGUCAGUGCGCACGCACCGCGCCGCUUUCUACUUAUUUUUCCCUGGUUGUUGGUUUGUGUGUGUGUGUGUGUGUGUGUGUGUUGUGUUUUUUGUCUUUUGUUUUUUCCAUUCCACCUUCUUCCCACCCCCUUCUAUUUCUCCUCGCCUUUCCUUCCUCCUCGCCUUCCUCAGGAGAAUGGCCUCUCUCUCCGUGUUCACAGCGGACCUUGAUUUAAAUGUCCAUACAAUUAAGGCACGCGGUGAAUGCCAAGAAUGGGGCUGGCUGAGCGCCGUGGUCGGCGAGGACCCGCCAAGGAAGGAGCCGCGGAGGAGCCGAGGCGCCCUCCGCAGAGCCCAGCGCUGCGGAUUCAGGCUGGAGGGGGCCCGGGCUCCCGGCGGCCGGAGCCCUGGGCGCGGGGAGGUGUGUGAUGGGGGACAGACCGGGGCUUAGCGAUGCGAACGGACUCGGGAGAGAAACCGAAGCUGCCCGCAGAUCUGUGCAAGCACCGAAGGCGGGCGGGAGGGGGCGGGGCGGGAAGAUUGGGGUGCGGUGUGCCUGUGAGCGCAUUGCGGAGUGCUUCGGUGUGCAUAUUUUUCUCUCUAGGCUCGGGGGGCAUUGUACGCGGGUGGACACUUUUCUCCGCGGCUGUGUUUUUGUCCCGGGCUGAGAUUUUGGUUUGCUCUUUUAAAAAAUAAUUAUUAUAAUAAUCUGGCAUCCAGAAGACUGGCCGGCUGUGCUGGGGCUUAGACUGCGGAUAUAUUUUGUUCGGCUUGAGGUCUGGGGGAGGGAGGAAGCCAGUGGGAAGGGCGGAGGGAGAUGUUUGUCACCUUUUGCUGUAGAGCUGUGGGCACCUGGCUAGCUUAAGGAAGUCAUUGGGGUGUGGGGGGAAAGGAACGAAUUCCUGGUGGGUCCACAGGCUCCAUCAGGGCUGAAAGCAUGCCCAGGGCUCUCGGGAGCAUCUCACUUCCUCCUUGUGGCUGUAAUUGCAGUUUUAGGCAGGGAUCCAAGAGAUGCGAAGGAAGGGAGAGGCGCAGUAACCUACAUGUACCCGAGUGGAGGGGGAGGGGAGAGACAUUCCUUUUAAAAUCCUAACAGAAGGAAAAACAGAAUGUGUACAAGUGAGGCUCUGAGGAAAGACUUUUGAAAGAAACCAUCAGGAAAUGCAAAGUGUCAACCCUCCUUCAUUCUGCAGAACCUGCUUCCCCAAUGGGACCUUCCCAUCACUAGACCUAAAGCAGCUGGUCCGAGGGACCCCUUCACACAGCCCCAUUCCAUCUCCUGCUCUGCAGUGACACCCCCCUCCCCCAAUCUGAGAUGGAGGGCGGCAAGACCUAAACGCAUUAAUUUUCUGGUGGAGAACAUGGAGGAGGGGCAGGUCCCUGCAGAGAAAGGAGGCCAAGAGCUGGAUCUUCCUACCCAGGAAGGCUGCUGCUCCGCUUCCUCCCCUCCUGCCCCCCUCCAUGCCCUUAGCUGCAGAGGCCUGUCUUUGCAAGGCCACCGCCAUAAGGAUGCUUAGGAUUUUCGUUUGAUUACUUACACAGUAAUCAAGGCCGAAGAGGCUCAGCUGUAGCUUACAGAGGAGCUCUUUCCUCUCCAAAGCCUCAGCCUAACCCACUAAAUAAAUUCGUAUUCAAAGAUAUCCUAGCCUCAUUUCCUCCCAAAUAUUUAUGUGCCAAUCAUUGUGUAACUAUUAUUUCUUAGGUUCUUCCUUUUCCCUUCUAAGAGGGUGUCUGGUGAGGUGAAGUGUGCCGGACCCCACCUAGACAUUUCCAGAACCUUCUCUGGGUCUGCAGAAAGGUGCAGCAAACUGCUCACCCCUGCAGAGAAGGCUGGCGGUUCACACCAUGCAAACUGUGGGUAUGCGGGCUGUUCCUCAAGCCCCAGAAGGCAAGUUUAGCUGGAGGGCAGAAGAGAGAGCAGCUUCACUGGCCCCUGAGCCUUAGCCAGGGCUGUCCUAAGAGACACUGGCAGCCUUGCCUUCAAAAUAGACCGCCCUCCAAACAGUGCCUCCUUGGGGUGUAGAUUCCCUGGCCUCUCCCCUCCGUCCUCACUGAGAGGCUGCUCGCCUCUGAUGACCAACCGCUUGCCCCUCAGCUGUCCACAUUAGGGAGCCUUGUCUCCGUAAUUGCUUCCCCGUAAUUCCAUCAGACAUGGCUGCGCCCUUUGCUGAUGUGCCUGCUCAAGUAAUGUCCCUUUUAGAUGGAAACCUAACACACUUCUCCGUGAGAGCGUAAACCGCAGGCACCAUGGACAAGGCGGCCAGGGUCCUGCUGCUGCCGGUAAUCUGCAAUGGGAGGGGCAUAUUUUUAUGACUUAUGUAAACUCUUGCUUCAGAAAGCUUUAAUGUGUGUGAGGAUUGUCCUGUGCUCACCAGGUCUCGUUACACAAUGUGUUUUUAUGUGGGGACUUUAAUGGCCGGCAGAGACGAAUGUACCACUCUGCCCCCUGUGUAAUUCCAAGGCCCCUUUUGUGAUUUCCAAAUAGAGGUUUUGGAGUGAAGGUCAGUCCUGGCGUCUUCCCUUCUCCUAUAUUGGGGGCCUAUUUGUCUGCGAUAUUUACGUAAGAGACAAAGAUCUCUGCUUUUUCAAGGCAUUUAUUUAACUCUCAAUGCCAUCUUUCCCCUUACACAUUUGAACCCCCCUAAUGAUAUCCUACCAUUUAAGUGAAGAGGGACGUAUAUGGUUUGUUCAGUAUAGAACAUGUCGGAGGCAGUUUACUGACAAUACGUUAAGAAGGCCCUACUGGCUCACACACAGUACCAUCAUUAUGGUCCUCAAGGUGAAUGUACCAGAUACUUAAAGAUGAAUUCAGAAAUAUAUCAGAGUAGAAAAAAAAAUGGAAAUGUUCUUCUUUCCCUGCCAGAGAUGGCCCAAAUCUCUGUUUAAGCAGAAAGAAAAUUAAUCAAGAGACAAAGGUAAAUUCCUCUAUCAAUUCUGUCACGGGGUGUAAAAUGUGUGGACAGUUAACUGUGGAUGCAUGAAGAACCUUAGCUAGAGAAAUGUUUGGGAGAGCGGUGAUUUCUCAGCAGGCCGAUGCUCAUAUAUACACACACACAAUUCAUACAUACUUUUUUUCCCCUCAUAACCAUAGCCCUUGUUAAGAUUAACAGAAAAGCAUUUAACCACACACGGACACACACACACACCUCCAUCCAACCAUUGAUACUGUCUCCACAGGGAAAUAAAUUUUCUCCUUCCCUCGACUGAACUUACAUAAUACCCCCAACCCUUGUUCCAACCUGAGAAUGGAGUUCUCUGGGGGCAGCUGCACAGCAUUCUCCCCGGGACAGAUGGAGCCGCCCUUCCUCCCCUAUCCUGUGGGUGGUUUCAGAACCCCAUGAGUCAACAGCAGCUGAGGGCUGUGCUGGAGCCCGUGUGUGUGAGGCUUGGCUGGCUGAUUCACGGCGAUGAAUAUGUCAAUAAUAACAAUUAUGAGAACGAUGAUACCUAAUAAAGAUUUUUUUUUUCCUUCCAA